GACUUAGAGGACGUCAACCUCGACCUCCUGUUUCAGAUCGGCAGCGUGCUCCAUGCAGCUGAUCGGCCCUACGUGCUGGGAGGGGAUUGGCAGAACCUACCUGAGUCCCUCAACUGCCUGCGGUGGCCCAAGGCGGCGAAGGGAGAGGUAGUCGCGCCCGACCCAGCCACGUGCUACACCGCCAACAGCGCCAGGGUCAUUGACUAUUUCUUGGUUCGUCAGGAUCUGCAUGGCUGCAGAGCCCGCACCUUCGAUGGACUAUCCGUUACCCCGCACAAGGGCGUCAUUUGGGAGCUUAAUGUCCAACACGUCCCGCUCAAGGCCUUUCCUUCGAGACAGCUUGUGGGGCCACAGCUACCUGGACCUGACUGGCAGGCGGUGCAGGACAUGGCUGCGGCAGUCGACACGACGAGCGAGCUGGACGCGGCGUUCUGUGGCUGGCUGGGGCGCUAUGAGGACGAGCUGCUACACCACUUCGGCUGCGAGCAGCCUGAGCGAUACCGUGGACGCUCCGACGGCAUUCGCCUUGUGUACUCGACCCUGCAGAUGCACUGCCGCGGUCAGGCGAAAGGGCGCGGCGCCGCUGACCCGAGCGAAGGACACUGGCAGUGGCUAGCCCAGCGGCUUCGCGAAUGGAGAUGGCGGCGUGCAGCGGUCCACUCCAACCCCAGCCGCGACGGUCAGCAACGACUAUGGCGCCUACAGCUACGUCUUAUGAAGUACGCCCUCCCACAGCCCACACGUUGGUCUGAAACGUGGGAAGCCUGGCGCUCCUUGGUACGACGACUGGACCGUCUGAGCGAGGAUGACCUCGACCACUUGAUGCACGACUUGAAGAAGUGCGCCGACCGUGCGGCUAGCCAAGCCUCAUAUCGGCGCUACAAGGCGUGGGUGGACUGGUCCCACGACUCCACCACCGACGGCAGCAUGCGGCGCGCAUACAAGUGGAUCAAGCAGGAUGCCCCGCGGGCGUGCACCAACGCCACGGCAGGGCCAGGCGUCGCUAAGUCUAUCGCGGACGAAGCACGUGACGCUGUCCAACCCUGGCACGACCCAUGGGGGCAUGGCCAGGGCAUCGGGGCAGUACUUUGGCCUGACGACAUCGGCGUGAUCGAGCUGCCGACGAUCGACGACCUUCGGAAGACGGCGCACACCUUCAAGUCAGACACUGGGCUGGGCUGUGACGUUGUUCACCCUCGCCACAUGAUUUUUCUCAGUGAUGAGGCACUUCAGGCACUGCUGACGCUCUGGAGUUCGAUGCUGCAGCUUGGCCACGUCCCGGCUGCUGCGGGCGAGUGGGCCACGCACAGUGGUAAGACCUGCUUGUCCAUUCUGCUGGACCUGUCCAAAGCAUACGAGUAUAUCAGCUGGCAUCGUCUGACUGCUCGAGCCAACGAACUUGGGUUCAACAUGUGCUUGCUACGGCUGCUGAUCAAGCUGUACGCCAUGCCCAGGUUCCUCUCAUGCGAAGGCAUUGUAUUCGACCGGAUGACGCCCAUGCGCGGCGUGGUGGCUGGAUGCUCCUUUGCAGAUCUGAUGAUGCGCGCUUUUCCCAUUCCCAUUUUGGACGACCUGGUGGUGCGACCUGGGAUUUCAGUCGGCAACGUGGCCGACGAUAUCCAGAUGCAGGCCACAGGCGCUAGGGCCAAUGUGGCGCAGCAGCUCAGCAAGGCGUAUCGCCAAGCUAGGAGUGCCCUGCAGGACGCCGAGCUGCUGCUGAACGAAAAGAAGGGCAAGCUCGUCGGCAACGAUUUCCAGGCCAGCGUGGACCUCGGCAAGCGCUGCCCCUCGUUCAUACAGGCCAGAGACCAGUCGACGCGCAACCUGGGCUGCGACUACAGCUGCGGCAAGCGGCACGGCAUGCAGACGCGGCUGGGGCGCCUGGGCAAGGUAAUACGGCGCAGUGUAAGAAUCAGGGCACCCCGCAGGGCCAGGGGUAAAUGCAAGCAGCUUGUCAGCAUGGGGCUCGUCCCUGCUGGGACUUGGGGCGAUGGGGUCACUGGAAGGUCUUGGAGCGGUGUGAUGGCCCUCAGGAGGGCUGCACGGGCUGCCUUGGUCCCCCACACGGCUCGCAGAUCCCUCACCAUCGAUCUGACGUUGGUUCUUGGAGAUACCACGGCUGUCGACCCCGCCUACCCCUGCGCGGUGAACCCCAUCGCGAUGCUUGCACAGGCCUUCUGGGACUCUUGGGUGCCUCGGGAGAUCCUCUGCCGCAUGCUUUUCGACGCGGAUAAGUCCCUUCGUGAGGCCCGCCCGCCGUGGAGUAAGGCAUGGCUCCUCGACAAGGCCCGCUGUGGAGAAGACUACCUCCAGUCUCUCUCCCACGGCCCCUGCCUCGCCCCACUCAAGGCCCUCGUGUCCAGGCGCACUGAUGACGACUGGACUGGCAUGCAUAAGGCCACG
This is a messenger RNA of Prorocentrum cordatum, 2403 nucleotides long. The record is from the annotation of a GenBank genome assembly. Lineage: Eukaryota; Dinophyceae; Prorocentrales; Prorocentraceae.